AUGGCGGCAAAUUUCACGGAGGCCGACAUCGACCAGUUUAUCAAGGACCUAGGGGCUACACUAAAUGAUCCAACCGCCAUAGCCAGGUACAAGAUCUGCUCCGACUUAGGGUAUGAACUGUUUCCCCUAAAUGAUGACAUCUUAAAGCUAGGAGAACAAGUCGGAAAGGUCAACAGGGAAUACCGGACCAGCAAGAAUAGUGCUAAACCUACCCAGGAUGAAUAUAAUGCGUGGAUUAAAGCUGCUCAGCUUGAGGGAUUGGAUGUCUCGCAACUUGAGUUUGAGAAGUGCGGUAAGGUGGACUUCCUAUACCGUAAGCUGCAGGUUUAA
Messenger RNA from Clonostachys solani, 330 nucleotides. The record is from the annotation of a GenBank genome assembly. Lineage: Eukaryota; Fungi; Ascomycota; Sordariomycetes; Hypocreales; Bionectriaceae.